Colletotrichum graminicola M1.001 is the source of this 888-nucleotide messenger RNA. RefSeq lists its product as uncharacterized. The coding region runs from base 1 to 888 and encodes 295 amino acids. The transcript is spliced from 2 exons. Lineage: Eukaryota; Fungi; Ascomycota; Sordariomycetes; Glomerellales; Glomerellaceae. Gene Ontology annotation, cellular component: prospore membrane; lipid droplet; ascospore wall. The record is from RefSeq and is a predicted model, not a curated record.
AUGUCAGAUCCACAGCCGCCGGCGUGGUCGUCGCGCGCCGAUCACCUCCUCCGGCCUGUCCAGCGGCCGGUCGGGUACCUGAAGCGCGCCGGCAUCGCAGCGUGGUAUCCCAUCCUCGGCAUCUGGUACUUCCUGCGGAAUAAGGACUUCUACCCGCUGUUCCUAAGCCGCCUGCUGCCCCUCUCCAUCAUCUCCUUUCUCGUCUAUUUUAUCCUAUUUACCUUUGCUUUCCUGCCACAGUUCGCCCUCCUGGCCAUCUUCCACGGAUGGGGAGCUUGGGUCAACGCGGUGGUGCUGGUCCUCGGAGAGGGGCUCGUGGUGAUCCAGGGUCUUUUUGAAGGCUUCUUCGUCGACGAGUGUCGAGUGGACGUGUUCGAUGCCACUCUCGUCAAGGAAUCGCACGCAGAUCUCGUCGCACCCCACCGGAUCCUCUUCCACGAUGCCCCCACCGCAGUCCAGAUGCUCGGCAAGCCGACGACCCCUGCCGUCUUCACGCCCUGGUCCAUGAUCCAGAUCAUCGAGCUCGUCGUCUUCCUGCCGCUCAACUUCGUUCCGGUGGUUGGCACCCCGGCCUUCAUCAUCAUCACGGGCACGCGGUUGGGCAAGCUGGCACAUUACCGAUGGUUCCACCUGCGGGGAUUGAGCAAGAAGGAAGCCAAGAAGGAGAUCGAGUCGAGGACUUGGGAGUACGUCUGGUUUGGCACGGUCGCCAUGAUCCUCGAGCUGAUCCCCGUGCUGUCCUUCUUCUUCCUGCUCACCACGUCGGCGGGGGCCGGCCUUUGGGCGGCGAGGGUCGAGGACGAAAAGAGGCGAGAGGCCACAGAGAGCUUGGUGGGAGAUUCUCUCUCGCCGCCGCCGCCGCCGCCCUACGAAGAUGAUCCCGUCUAA